CGCUUCAUCGCUAUCGUAUAUACUUUUUGCGAUUCUAGUGGAAAAUUUUUUCAUUAUACGAUUGUUUUGUAAUUGCCUACUAAGAUGCCUAAAGUUCGCGUUAGUUCAGUGUGGCAACAUUACGAUAUUAACCCGGAGUGUGAAAACCUUGCGAUAUGCCGUCACUGUGGCAGCAACAUAUCGCGUGGUGGCGCUUCAAGCAAUCUAAAAGGAACCAACACAACCAAUUUGUGGACUCAUCUACGAUAUAAACACGGUGACCAAGUAGAUUUUAUUCCCGUUCCACUGAGGAAGCGUCCUUUGCAAAUCAAAGCUCAAGGUAAAAGUACCCGUGUAACGAAGGCAAAACCAGAAAGGGGAUCUAUUCGUGUAGCAAAACCAAAAAUUAUUGAUCCACAAGCAACCGUAACCGGGGCUUUGCCGCAAAAAUGGGAACAGUAUGAGCAAACUGAUGGGAUCAGUGAUGACAUCAAGGAUAUUAUUUAUAGUGAGGACCCGUUGUGUUACAGUCCCAUGAAUGAAAUGGAUGAAGAACCUCGUGAAAGUGUUAUGAUCGGCAAGACUACAGUCGUAUCCACGCCCGCAAUAAGCGCCAGCGCUGCCGUCGCCUCGAAUAGCUUGAAGGGCUCUUUAGAUGUGUGCAUUGAAAGACUGACUACGGUCAGCGAGCAACUGAGUUACAUCGUUCAGCACACCCAGGAGGAACAAAAUAAGGAUGACGAUUACUAUUUUGCAUUAAGUCUUGUUCCCAUAAUGCGUCAAUUGUCCUUGAAUCGAAAACUAUAUGUGCGCGCGAAAGUUCAAGAAAUGUUGUUUAAGGAGACAGAUGGUGUUACGCCCAAAGAAGAGUAGAAUAUUAUGAGGGAGCUAGUAGAACUCAUAAUGAUAAGUAAAAAGUAUAAAUAUAUUGCAAGCUCAUCCAAAAAUAUAUUCCCCAAUAUAUUGUAAAGAUCUGAAGUCUUAAAACUAAUCUGUUUUGAGUUGUAGACAUUUAGUUUUUGAUGUAUAAGAAGUGCUUCAGCUAUUUUGUAAAUGUAAGCAUUAGUUUGAAAUUAACUUUAGAAUUAAUAAUAAUGAUAUUAUUAUGCGAAAUAAAAAGUAUCAAUUUAUAUGUUGUCGUCACUCCGCUUUUCCCCUGUUUCCCGGAAAACUUGCAACCGGCCUAACUAUGUGGUACCAUUAACGAUCGAAGUAUUUCUGAUAUUAUUUACAUACAUACAUAUAUAGUUCGCAAAAAAUGUGAGUUGAGGUUUUAACUUAGGUGCCAUCUUAAAUCGUGCAAUAUGUAAUUACCAAAACAGUAAAAGAAAGGUUUUGGUAAAUCAUGAAAAACGGUUGAGUUGGGACACUCUAUUUGUAUACCUCUAAAGGGCACCAGUGUAUAUUUCGUUUGUGCAAAUUGACAAAUGUAACAGGCAGAAGGAGGCCUGUAUACGCAGAACAAGUGUAUCUAAAAUACUUCUUAGACACACAAUGCCCGUAAAAACGUGCGGACACACCCUUUGGUUUAAAAUAAAGUUUUUAGAAUUUUUUGUGUGAAUCGGUACAGGGUAUCUAAGAGCUGGGUCUGCCAAAUUCUUCAUUGCAUUCUUGUUUUACAUUAAGUUAUCUAAUUAGCUAAUAAAAAUAAGAAUUCAGUUUUUUCUUGAAA
Molecule: messenger RNA, 1651 nt
Organism: Scaptodrosophila lebanonensis
Lineage: Eukaryota; Metazoa; Arthropoda; Insecta; Diptera; Drosophilidae
Gene: BEAF-32
Exons: 2
Coding region: 85-852 (255 amino acids)
Molecular function (GO): DNA binding
Source: RefSeq, a predicted model, not a curated record